AUGGCACUCAAUCUAGAGCCACUUCGUCCGAAGAUAGGUCUUACGAGAGAGCUACCAUACACCGGCCUACAUGAACAUCGACUCAAUUUGAAGAAGGAGCUAGAUGAUGACGAAUUGCAUGCACUUCCGGAGAGCUCAGAAGACGAAUAUACAACGUUUAAAAGCGGUGAGAAAAAGCAAGAGCAACCUAUCAAAACAGAAAGCUCGCCAAAGUCCCAACGCUUUCGCCGAGUCAGGAAGUCAGUGAUAGACUCACAAAAUAAUGUAAAAGAGGGUGAGAAUAACAGCAAAAAGAGGGAGAAUGAGGACGGUGAAAAUGACAUGAUGGCGUUAUUCAGUCAAUCUUCGAAACGGGCUAGAAAGAUAUAUCGCAACACGCAGAGUCAACAAACUAGAAAUAUUCACACAGAAUCUGGUACCGGUGAAAGUCAGAUGAACGCAGCACCACGAAACAUAUCACAGGAAAAGUAUACAAAAGUCGAGUUCAAACGGCAUUCCAAAUUGAAAUUACCAGCAUGCAAGAGCCAACCAGAAUUCCAUGUUCCAACCAGCCUACAAGGGAAUGAUUCGGAACGCUCAACUUCUCAAGAUGCAGCACCUUCAAAGAAAGCCUUCAAUAAACGGACACUCCAAUGCAAGCCACAUUUCGAAGCUCGUGGCUCGGUAGUGAACACAAGAUCGUCACGCAGCAAAGCACGACCCUUUGGCCUCACCGAUAUCAAUGCAAUGCCACGAAACAGCCAUAUGGAGGAUGCGAUAGAGACCGCCAAGACCAAACUUCAUCUGGACGACCAAGGAAAUCCAACUCCCAGAUUGGGUGAUGGCACAGAGAUCGAUUGUAACGAGAUUCAGAUUGUAGGGUGGCCUCUUGAAUCCAGUGAAGCCGCUAUUAUGCAAGAUGAUGCUAUUGAUGUUUCAAGCAGCGCCAAGUUGCAACCCAAUCCAUCGUCACUCACCGGAACAUCACAAUUAUCAAGCUUAGGCUCUCCACCUGACUCGCCAUCGAAAGCUCGAUGCCCUCUUUGUAAGACGCUGGUUGACAGGAUAUUUUUUGAGGGCUAUACUGGUGCUCGACGUCUGACACUAAAGGAACAAGCAGGAUUUUGCGCCGCCCACAAGAUCAAUGCAGCACGAUCCGAAUGGCAAGAGCGUGGAUAUCCACGAAUCGAAUGGGAUCGUUUGAAAGACCGAAUGAGCACGUACCAUCCUCAGAUAGAGCAAUUAUUGCGGGGAGAUAGACCAUCAUUCUAUCGCAACGCGCUGGAAGACAGCGUUAAAAGCGGAAAGAACAGGACACUGAAGCAAGCACUCGUGCAAGGAGGAGCGCUUGAGGGCUUGUCGCCCGGCUAUUACGGAUCUCGCGGAGCAAAGAUAUUUGUCGAAGACAUCAUCCACCGCUUUCAAUCAAAGCUGCGGCGCUUGGGGAGUCAUGAUCGUCUGCUCGCUGCGAUCGGCCCAUCUGGGUACGUUCAAGCGGUUCUGGCGCCUGAAUUAGCAGUGAUGCUUGUCAUGGACGAUAUGAAAACGGAUGAAGACGGAGCAAGGGCAAUCCUACGGGAUAGUGUGGAUAUCGGUAAUUUGUUAAAUGAGGAGGAAGACGAGAUCGUUCAGUGCAUUUCUGAUACCGAAGAUGCUUAA
Molecule: messenger RNA, 1638 nt
Organism: Bacidia gigantensis
Lineage: Eukaryota; Fungi; Ascomycota; Lecanoromycetes; Lecanorales; Ramalinaceae
Exons: 2
Coding region: 1-1638 (545 amino acids)
Source: RefSeq, a predicted model, not a curated record